This is a messenger RNA of Moneuplotes crassus, 994 nucleotides long. The record is from the annotation of a GenBank genome assembly. Lineage: Eukaryota; Ciliophora; Spirotrichea; Euplotida; Euplotidae.
CUCAGAUAUUGACGAAAACUCUGAGUCGUUACUGAACCAAGAGGACUAUAUCUACCAUGACAAUGUAUUUGCAAGCCUGUCAUUCCAAAAUAUGGUAAGUCUUCCUUCAAUGUCUCCUGAGUGGCCAUCUGAGGACCAAUGAUUCUGAUAUAAAAUUGUUUCAAGCUUGAGCCAUGGAGAUCGAUCUUUCCUGAUUGUUCGUAAAUAAAUCUCAGUAUAGCACUCCCAAGCAGUCUUUAGCAGUCCAGAUUUCUUCUAAGAUACUGGGAAUUUGCACCACUUUGGAUUUCAAAGUUUAAGGAAUAUUAAAGAAACUUCUAAUAUUAAGAUAAACUCUGGCAGCGCCACUCUUGCUAAUAAUGUUUCAACUAACUUGAUUGAAGAAGACAAAGAGCAAGAUGUUCAACAGUCUAUUUUGAACCUUCCGAGUGACAAAGAACAAAUUUUGUAUCAUUCUCAUAGGACUAGUCAAAGAAUACUGACUAAAGAGCAAAUGGAAAUAUCAGAACAUUCUCAGAGCAGCCCAAGCGACCCAGCUCUAGCUUACAUUUCGUAUCACCCUUCAAUGAUGAAAUCCAAAGGAGUCUUUAAACUGAGAGAUUCUCUGCGCCUUGUUCGGAAGUACUUGUUGUAUCAAUUUAAACAUCAAAACUCAGAAAUUGUAAGUAAAAGAUACUCCAACUGCUCAUGAGCCGAGAUCACCCAAAGUGUCACUGCCACUCUCAACAAGUUGUUGCCUCCAGAAAUUGUGACUGUUGACUUGGUCUAUUACACAAUUGGCAUCCUGAGUCUCAAAGACCUGCGCUACUUCAACUGCAGCUCCGAAGUCAAGCAGCAAGUUCGACUUUUCUUAGAUGCAGUCUGUAAAUUCUCAUUUGCAAAGUUCAAGCAAGUCAUGACUUCGAGAAGCGCCCAGGUGCUGUGAAGAUACUUGGUGUUGCACUCGGAUGAUCCCAGAGCAGUCAGACUCAAAGAGGCUUUAAACAUGGACUAA